Molecule: messenger RNA, 1470 nt
Organism: Paramecium pentaurelia
Lineage: Eukaryota; Ciliophora; Oligohymenophorea; Peniculida; Parameciidae
Source: the annotation of a GenBank genome assembly
AUGAAAUCUACAAGAGUUGAUCAAAUAAGAGAUAAGGUUUACAAUUCUUUUGAUGAAAGCUUGCCUGUUUUAAUGGAUAUUUUAAGAAUCCCAAGUAUGUCAAGAGAAUUUGAUAAUGAAUAUUUAACUAAUGGAUUACUCUUAAAGACAGCUCAAUCUUUUGAAUAAUAUAUAAGACAAGCAAAUUUAAAGAGUAUUUACAAAUAUCAAAUAUAGAUGCCUAAAUUUAACUUUAUAAUGAUGAAGGUUUUUCUCCAUUUUUGUUCGUUGAGGUUGAAGGCUCUGAUGGAAUGACAGAUGGUACUGUUUUAUUUUAUGGACACAUGGAUAAGCAACCACCAUUUACAGGAUGGAGAGAGGGGAUAUCAGCUUAUGAUCCAAAAAUAAUUGAUGAUAAACUUUAUGGACGAGGAGGAGCAGAUGAUGGAUAUGCAAUUAUGGCAUCUGUUAUUGCUAUUAAAACUAUACAAGAGCUCGGGCUAAAACAUCCUAGAAUAAUAAUGGCAUUUGAAGCAGAUGAAGAAAGUGGAUCUCAACAUAUAUAUCAUUAUUUAGACAAAUUAAAAGAAAAAAUUGGUUAAGUGGAUUUAGUGAUUGCUUUGGAUGCAAGUUGUGGGAGCUAUGAUAGACUAUGGGUUACAACAACAUUGAGAGGUAUAGUUGUGGGUACUGUUACAGUUUAAGUAUUGAAUGAAGGAAUUCACUCAGGUGAAUCUGGAAUAAUUCCAUCCUCUUUUAGAAUUUUCAGAUAACUUUUAAAUAGAAUUGAUAAUCCAUAAACUGGAGAUGUGGUUGAUGAUUUUCAAGUUAUCAUACCUGGCAAGAGAUAUUUAGAAACUCAAAAAACUGCAGAAGUUUUUAAAGAAGUGAUUACUAAAUUUCCAUUUCAUUAAAAUACUUAACCUGUUUUUCAAGAUCGUUUCCUAGUUUACUUAAAUAAAAUAUGGAGAGCCUAAUUAUCAGUUACUGGUGGAGAUGAUAUACCUAAUUGUAAUCAAGCUGGAAAUGUUAUAACACCUAAAACUACUCUAAAAUUAUCUUUAAGAUUACCUCCUACUAAAAAUCACUUAGAAGCUAAAGAAAGCUUUGUUAAAUUAGUAUAUUUUUAUAAUAUAUUUUAAGUUAACGACUAAUGUUCCAUAUAAUGCAUCUGUUACAAUCAGUGGUUUGAGAUCAGGACCUGGAUUUAAUGCAUUAGAUAAUCAGCCCUAUUUAGAUUCAAUAAUUAAUUAAGCAUCCUUAAAUUAUUAUGGAAAUGAAGCAACCACAUUUGGAGAUGGAGGAGCUAUUUAUUUAAUGACUCAUUUAUAAUUAAUACAUCCUAAAGCUUCAUUUUUAAUUAUCGGGGUAUUAGGGACAGGUGCUAAUGAACAUGGUCCAAACGAAUGUUUAGAUUUACCCAACGUUAGAAAAUUAAUAAGUUGCAUAACUGAAAUCAUAUCAGAAGUAUAACCUCAUAUAAAAAAAUGA